AAAGCUUUCAAUUUAGUGAUUUGUUUGUUUACAGGUUGUAAGUUUUUCAAAACUAUAUAUAGAUACGAUAUUGUAGUUUCAUCCAUCAAAUUAAAGAAUUGCAAUUCUCAUUCUCGUACUCACAUUUCUAGCUCUUUCUUCGUAGCCUUCCUUGGUUUACUGCGAAAAAUAUAAACAAACAUCUUUCGGUCAUUCCUGUCUGUCUUUAUACUUUCAUCCAACAUGAUGAUAUUGUCGAAACUCAGCUUCUUUGCUCUAGUUGCCUAUUCUAUGGCUAUACAAAUUACUUCUCCCACUACAUUUGAAAAAUGGGAGACUGGCGAGGAUCAUAGAAUUAGUUGGAACUUUGUCGAUACAGAUAAAGAGAUUGUGGGAAUAUACCUUAGCAACUAUUUCAGGUAUCCUACCUUUUCCAAAUACAUUGCAACGGUUCCUGUUUCAGAUGGCUGCUAUACCGCUGAUACUACGGAUUGGCCUACCGGUGGAGGUUAUCGCAUCAACAUAGGCAAUCCUGAGCGUGACGAGGAGAUAUAUGCUCAAUCAGAGGAAUUCAUUCUUACACAACCAAACGCUUAAAGCAACACAUUGUGUGUUUCAUUAUCUUCUUUCUUGGCAGGAACCGGAUCACCCAUCACCUUGAACGUUCACUGACUCUAGUCUAUUUGACUCAACUUCUGUCUAAAUACUUAACUCUAUUAGUUGAACGGAUAUUUAUUACAAUAAAUAUUGAUUCGAAUAAAUUGGCAAAAUCAUUCAUAUCAAUCGUCUCGUUUCAUCUUAACGAAUCGCUCAGCAACCAUAAGUGUAGGACUCUUGAUUUGUAAAGUUUCAAGAACUUACACUUUGAGACUUUCCAGUUGUCUAAGUAUACUACUACGUAGAAUAGUUUCAAUAAUGAAAUAAGAAGUAUUAUUAAUAUUCAUCCA
Molecule: messenger RNA, 926 nt
Organism: Schizosaccharomyces octosporus yFS286
Lineage: Eukaryota; Fungi; Ascomycota; Schizosaccharomycetes; Schizosaccharomycetales; Schizosaccharomycetaceae
Exons: 1
Coding region: 223-576 (117 amino acids)
Source: RefSeq, a predicted model, not a curated record